CGCGAGAACAGUCGGGUGGUGUUAGUGUGCCAUGUGCUGAAGCCUGCGGAUUCUUUGUUCUUCGUUGAAUCACAUAUUUUUUGGAUAAGUCACAUCCGCCUUGGCGAAAUGCAAACAACCUCAUUUUUUCAUAACUAAACAUUGUUAGUGGCGUUAGGGCGAAAUACUCUCCUGAGUACCUGGAGUCAUAUAUUUAAGAGGAGGAGGAGGAAGAGAUAUCUAGGUCUAGAUUCUAGUUUUAGCAUCGCAUGAAUUUGCGCCUUAACGUCCUGCAUAAAUCAGCUUUCAUGCUUAGCUCGCAUGUUGCGCCAAUCGUCCUCAUCUCGCGCAUAGUGGACGGGACUUAAAACCCGUGACAGUCUCCGCCUCCCACCGGCCAUCAGCGAGAGAAUGGAUCACGAUCACUACUAGUGUUGACGUUUCGCAUCAAAUGUCAACGUGAAUCCCAUUGACGCUGUUCUCCCGGCGAGGCUGUCACAAUAUUUUAAUUCAUCAGGUCGUUGACCUGCAGUCUUCUACCGAUUUGCACCAUGAGUUCCUCGAUAUCGAUGAGCAACGCUGGUCCUUCAACCACUGCCACUGGUAUGGAAACAGUGGUAGCAGUUGCACUGGGUGCACUCGCAGCGGUCUUUCUCGGUGCGCUCUUGGUACUCUUAGUUAUCUGUCGCAGGCAACGCUGCUAUUAUAAUCAGAAGGACUCCGCAGAUCUCAGUUCCGACUUGCUAGAAGGAGAAAAUAUUACUGGGUUGGGGUUAGAUGUCUGGGAAAGUGAAGAGUGGCUGGCUGGUGCUGAAAGAUGGGUGGAUGAUGCUACUGGCCUGGCUCCACCUUGUAUAGCAGUGCUGCGAUCUUGUCAUACUCUGGCAGCUAGUCUUACAGCUAUUGCUGGGACUGUCAAUAGUAAUACUGUGCCUUUGGAAAUAGUAGACGUUGCACGACGUAUACCGCCUCGUGUCGACGACGUCGUGCGCAGUUUGUAUCCACCAUUGGAUGCCAGGCUACUAGAGGCUAGAGUGGCGGCUUUAGUACUGGCGGUGACCCACUUAGCAUUGGUGACGAAGCACGGCGUACCGAAGAGCCAGGCUAGGAAGCUGGCGUUCAUCGAUCAAGCUCUUAAUGACAUGGACACGCAUUUGCUAGUGCUGAGGAAUGCUGCGUUGGCACAGGAAGUAGCCUGCUCCAUUCCGGCCUCGACGCCGGUCUGAAUUUGUUUCGCAAGUCAAUUUCGAGAGCAAUCAAAUCUCUUGUAAGAUCUUCGUAUAUAAUCUUCAGUUUAUCGAUGUCCUUUAUACGGUUCUGAAUAAUACAAUAUUCGUGGCUGCAGCGAGAACUAUAUAUAUAAUACAGUUGCUAGAUUCGCACAAAUGUAGUAUAUAUGUUAAAUACAUGUGUAUAUAUAGUGUU
Molecule: messenger RNA, 1404 nt
Organism: Dinoponera quadriceps
Lineage: Eukaryota; Metazoa; Arthropoda; Insecta; Hymenoptera; Formicidae
Gene: Tmem98
Product: transmembrane protein 98-like
Exons: 4
Coding region: 531-1205 (224 amino acids)
Cellular component (GO): endoplasmic reticulum
Source: RefSeq, a predicted model, not a curated record